Molecule: messenger RNA, 525 nt
Organism: Microthlaspi erraticum
Lineage: Eukaryota; Viridiplantae; Streptophyta; Magnoliopsida; Brassicales; Brassicaceae
Source: the annotation of a GenBank genome assembly
AUGACAAUGAGUAGUUCAUCUUCAGCUUCAUUUCAUUUGACCAACAGAAGAUCAGUGAAUGGUGUUCCAUUAAGAUGUUGGUGUGGUAGGAACCUUGUGACUUAUGCGGCUCAGACCAAAGACAAUCCUUUCCGUCGAUUCUACAGAUGUGAAGUUGCAUUACAGAGGAAAAUGGAAGAGCAUCUUUUCAAGUGGAUUGAUGAAGCUUUGCUCGAUGAGACUAGAAUGGUGGAGAGAAAGCAUUUGAGUCUUGUUGAAGAGGUAAAGGAAUUCAGAGGAAAAAUGGUGGAGAAACUGGAGCUAGAAGAGAGGAUGAUCCUUAAGAUGGUUGAAGAAAGAAUGAAAGAAGAGCUAGAAGAGGUGAAAGCAAAAGUUGAAGCAAAAAUUAAAGAAGAAAUGAUGAUGGCUGCUGAAACAUUGCAGAAGAUGGCUCGAGAGAUGGCAAAAACGAGCAUGCAAAAGGUUGGGAUUACAUUGUUGGUUGUAGGAGCAAUAGGAAGGAUUUGUGGUAAGCUUAUGGGUUAG